Spodoptera littoralis (African cotton leafworm) is the source of this 390-nucleotide messenger RNA. The record is from the annotation of a GenBank genome assembly. Lineage: Eukaryota; Metazoa; Arthropoda; Insecta; Lepidoptera; Noctuidae.
AUGGUGCGAAUGAAUGUAUUGAGUGAUGCCCUCAAAUCAAUCCACAAUGCCGAGAAGCGCGGCAAAAGGCAAGUGCUAAUCCGGCCUUGUUCCAAAGUUAUCGUCAAGUUUUUGACUGUGAUGAUGAAGCACGGAUACAUUGGCGAGUUUGAAAUCGUCGAUGACCACAGAGCUGGAAAGAUUGUUGUAAAUCUGACCGGCAGACUGAACAAAUGUGGAGUUAUUUCACCCCGCUUCGACGUUCCCAUCAAUGACAUUGAGAGGUGGACUAACCUACUACCGUCACGACAGUUCGGCUACUUGGUCCUCACAACCAGUGGUGGAAUUAUGGACCACGAAGAAGCCAGAAGGAAACAUCUUGGAGGAAAGAUCCUAGGCUUCUUUUUCUAA